AUGGGUCACGACGUGGAUGGGACGACGGUACCGUCGCCGGACUCCCUCAUUGCCGCGGCGCGCGCUCUCUGCGCCGUCUGUAGCAGCGCCGAGCUGCCCGGAACAAUCCCUGAGGGCUUCUUAGUCUCGGAUUCGCGCUCCCCCCUCGGCUGCAGUGGCAUGGCGUCGUCCAGCGCCCCCGUGCGCGAUAAACGCAUCAAGGUGUGCGUCCGCUUGCGCCCCUUCACACGCACCGAGAAGCUCAAGGCCGGCGGCAAAGCGGCCUGGACAUGGCACGAGAACACUAUUUAUCAGCAGAUUUUCCCAGCGCAGAUCCCGUCGCGGGUGUCCACGAGCGACGGCGAGGAGAAGAAACGCAGCGGCGGAUCCACGGCGUCUUCCAGCUCUUCGGCGCUGCGGGAGUCGUCCGCGUUGCCGUCCUCUUACUCGUUUGACUAUUUGUACCCCCCAGCGACUCAAACCCAAACGGUUUAUAAGGAGACUGUCAAGGAUGCCAUAAUGGCUGCGACCGAAGGCUACCACUCGUCCGUCUUCUUGUAUGGACAGACCGGCACAGGCAAAACGUACACCAUGCAGGGUGGGCGAGGAGAUCCCGGUAUCAUUCAGUUAGGCGUGCAGGACAUUUUUGAGCACAUUGCUCGACAUCCGAGCAUGGAAUUCCUGCUGCGCUUCUCGUAUUUAGAGAUCUACAACGAGCGGAUCCACGAUUUGCUGGCGGCCGGAGCCAAGUCGGACAUCAAGAUCUACGACGUCCACAACCGAGCAGCUGCAGGCAAUACGCGCGACGGGUUCGUGACGAAAGACGUGGUGAUCAAAGGCCUGCGAGAGGAGAUUGUGCUGUCCACAGAGCACGUGCUGUCGCUAGUGGAGGUGGGCAACUUGCACCGUCACAUGGCCAUGACCGAGUCGAACGAUCAAUCCUCCAGAUCUCACGUCGUGUUUCGAAUGGUCAUCGAGAGUCAAGCCAAACGCAGUAGCAGAGACCGAGGGGAAGUUGCGCCAGUGCGCUCGGCGACGCUCAACAUUAUCGAUCUCGCUGGCUCGGAGAGUGUUCGACUCGCCAACACUACGGGGCAGGCGCUAGAAGAGGGCAAGUUCAUCAACCGCAGCUUACUCACACUCGGCCACAUCAUCUGGAAGCUCAGUCGAGAUCGUCACAGGAAGAGCGUUAGCGGAGUUAGAGCUCCCAGCACGCCGCACUUGCCGUAUCGCAACUCGAAGCUCACUCGAAUCUUACAGCCGUCACUGGGAGGCCAAGCACAAAUCGCCAUCGUCUGCACUGCUUCUCCGUCUGUCGAGUGCUUGACGGAGACCCACAACACGUUGAAGUUUGCUAGUCGCGCCAGAAGAGUUCGCAACCGAGUGGUGGUCAAUGAAGGCCUGGGCGAGUCGGCCUUACUGCGGAAAUACCGAGCGCGCAUUCGAGAGUUAGAGGAGCAACUGGAGCAUUUGCAGAUACGUCGAAGACCGAGAGGACCCAGUACCGCUAUCCAGACAGUGAACGAGCGUCAGAUGGAGCUCAAGUUCGCUAUCAACAACAUCAAUAGGGUCAUUUUGAACUCGUCGCAAGGCCAGGAGCGACCGGAUGACGAGGAGCUCGCGUCUAUAGAUGAAGACACGUUCCCAUCCAUGGCUACACCCCCCGAAGCGUGGGAAACACCGCACCCUCCUCCACCUCCCAUCCAGACUACGCGUCGGAGUGAACCCGAGCGGAAGCCGACACCGCGACAACUAAAAGCUCGACAACAAGCCGAGAGGGAGCAACAGACCUCGCAGGCUCCGUCCAGAGCCGCCACUCGCCCUUUGCUGCGUCGUGAGCCAGUGCACAGCACCAGUACUGUCAGUAUUAACCAACCGGAGGAGGAAGACGAGGGCAAGGACGACCUAGCUCGUCCACGUCUCGUCCACUCUGGGAGCUCCGCCAAUACCUCGAACAAGACGCUGAUCGGCAGUGGCGGGAGUGCUAGUACCAAGACGCUGCCCUUGUCCACAUCGUCGUCUCGCCAUCUCACAGACAAUGACGAAGACCUCGCAGAGACGAAAGAGGAAGAAGACGGACAUGAAGAAGACGAACCUGAACGUGAAGACGACGCACAACAACACGACACUCCACCGAACUCGGGAGCUGUUGAAGCGCCUCAGAGCUCACCGAGCACGCGUCCGUCUCUCACGUCGUUGCUGAAGAAUAAAUACUUGGACGAAUUGGCCAAAAUGGACCAGCGGACUGGUCGAUGGCAACGCACAGAGGAAAGAGAUUUGUUCAGCCAGAAGGAAUUGCUGCGAGAAUUCGUACGUGGACUUGAGAUCGCUCAGGCGGAACAGGAGACGCGAAUGAGUAAAAUUCGAGAACUGGAGCUGGAAAACCGCCGUCUACGGCAAAUUGUGGCCGCUCGUGAUGAUGAACUGGCGCAAUGGAAGAAAGAGACGACUCCACUGACUCACGACGCUCUGUCUUCGUAGAGUUUGGAGAGUUUUAUAGGUUUUGUAGACUGAUAAAAACUGCUCGUGGAUUCGACGAAGAACACGAGUGUACAAGGAGUAUUAGAAGUGAUCAAGCAAGCAAA
Phytophthora infestans T30-4 is the source of this 2564-nucleotide messenger RNA. RefSeq names its product kinesin-like protein. The coding region runs from base 1 to 2460 and encodes 819 amino acids. Gene Ontology annotation, biological process: microtubule-based movement. Gene Ontology annotation, molecular function: ATP binding; microtubule motor activity; microtubule binding. The transcript is spliced from 5 exons. The record is from RefSeq and is a predicted model, not a curated record. NCBI's taxonomy places the organism in Eukaryota, Oomycota, Peronosporomycetes, Peronosporales, Peronosporaceae.